AUGCCGGACGAAACAACUACUGUAGACGAAAAAGUUGUAGCUGACUUGAAGGCCGGUCAUGCACCAGCACUAAAAGUUGGAGGUAUGCGUGUGGCUCAACCACGUCGAACAUCACAAAAUGAAGAUAAAGACAAAAAAGCGAAAGGAGCGCAUGCUGCUGAAGGAGCGAGUGGUGAGAAUGAUGAAGAAGCCCAAAAUACAGGUGAAACACCAGCUGAAGAUGAAGAAGAGCAAACACAAGAAACUGCUAUUUCACAUCGUGUAGCAGGACAAAUGGUUAGCGGUACGUUUGUUCCAGUUCAAGAAGCAUUUCCAACUGAAGCAAUGAAGCAUAUGCAAGAAAAACCUAAACCAAAACAUGAAUAUCAUGCCGGCUCAAAAGUUAAUCAAACACAUAUUGUUAUGCAACAGCCAAGAAAACAGUAA
This is a messenger RNA of Didymodactylos carnosus, 426 nucleotides long. The record is from the annotation of a GenBank genome assembly. NCBI's taxonomy places the organism in Eukaryota, Metazoa, Rotifera, Eurotatoria, Philodinida, Philodinidae.